UUGUGGGACCAAGCGAGUGAGAAAUCAGAAGUGGGAAGUCUACUCACUUUACACCAAAGUGAAAGACUUAAUUCUAAUUAUUCUAUCUCCGUUUGCGUCUUUUCAUCAUCAUUUCCUCGGUCUCUUUGCCGAUGAAUGAAAAACUUUGCCACUCAGGUUAGCAUCACAUUGUUGACCUACCUUCUUAGAAUAACCUGCAAUAUAUUAGUUUCUCUCUCAUAAUGUGAUUCACACUUUCAGCGCAGGGAGAAUAGGUCUUCCAAUGCAGUGAUUUUUGUAAGUCCAUGAAAUCAAACAAGAUGGAUUCAAACUCUAAAUGUUCAGACGCGUCGUCGCUCUCGCGGAGGUCUUUGCUCCUGCAACCAUUUCGAACAGUGUUGGGUUGUUUUUCGCAGUCCAAUUUGGGCCAGCGAGAUUCAGCUUCUUCUAGUUCUUCCACUGAUUCCAACCGUGUCCAUAGCUAUAAAUAUGAUGUGUUUAUCAGUUUCAGAGGCGCUGAUACCUGCAAUACUUUUGUUGAUCAUCUUUAUGCUUAUCUAACAAGAAAGGGUAUUUUCGCCUUCAUGGAUGAUAAAAGGCUUGACAAAGGAGAAUCCCUUUCGCCGCAACUUCUUCAAGCAAUUCAAAAUUCUAGGGUUUCUAUUGUUGUCUUCUCUGAAAGAUAUGCAGAGUCUACGUGGUGUUUGGAAGAGAUGGCUACUAUUGCUGAAUGUUGUAAAGAAUUCAAUCAAAAAGUAUUUCCUGUUUUUUAUGAUGUCGAUCCAUCUCAUGUACGAAAACAGAUUGGGGUGUACCAGAAUGACUUUGUUUUACAUAAGAAGAAGUUCAAGCACGAUCCAAACAAGGUUGUGAGAUGGACGAAUGCUAUGAAAGUUAUAGCUAACUUAGUCGGUUGGGAUGUCAGGAACAAGCCAGAGUCUAUAGAGAUUGAAACAAUUGUUCAAGCAGUAAUAAAAUCUUUGAAUCAUAAAUUCUCAGGGUCUACAAGCGAUCUUGUUGGGAUGCAACCUCGCAUAAAAGAAUUAGAAAAGCUUCUAAAAUUGGGAUCAAAGAAUGAUGACUUCCGAGUUCUAGGAAUUUGGGGGAUGAGUGGAGUAGGAAAGACAACUCAUGCUACUCUUUUGUACGAUAGAAUCUCUUAUCAGUUUGAUGCUCGUUGUUUUAUUAAUAACACAAGCAAACUUUAUAUGGAUGGUGGUAUUGUUGCUAUUCAAAGACAAAUUCUUCGACAAGCUCUAGACGAAAGAAAUCUUGACUCAUACGAUACUUGUGAAAUUUCCGGGAUUAUGAUAAAUAGGCUUCACAGUUGCACUAAGGUCCUUCUAGUUCUUGACAAUGGAUUCAGUUAAUAAGUUCCUAGUUUUUAGGUUCGUAGAAUAUAAUUUGUUUUUAAUUAAAAUUAGUUAAUGUUGGGAUUUAUAUUUAUGAUGCCUACUUUUAAUAUAGUUCACUUUUGCCCAACAUAAAUAUAAAUCCCAACAUUAACUAAUUUUAAUUAAAAACAAAUUAUAUUCUACUUAAGCGAACCUAAAAACUAGGAACUUAUUAACUGAAUCCAAAUAAAUAGCAACAUAAAUAUAAAUCACAACAUUAACUAAUUUCAAUUACCUGCUUUCUAUUAAAAAGGGUUGGAUUGCUGUAGUAUAAUGCUCUUUUAGAUGAGAAACAGUUGGUUUUCCAUAAAGACAUGAGUCUGUUUAAAUGGUGUAGAAUCUGAUUCAUUUCUUUUUCUUUUUUUAUCGGUCGAGUGUUAUAGAUCAGUACAAGUCGAUCCAAUGUUUUUGAAUAUUUCGCCAAGCUGGGUGAGAUUGAAGUUACAGGCAAAGUUACUUUGGCUUGUUUUGCAGUAAGUAAACUAGAUCUGAGAAAUUCCCCAACCAUUAUCAGAUCCUUUAAGCUCAUCUCUUUCUUUACUUGGACUACCAUCUUCUUCGACUUGUUUGGAAAUGAUGUGCGUCUAGCCUUAGAAAGAUUGUUUUUUAAUUUCUCCAUAUCCACAACUACAACUUCCAUUUUUUUUGUUGGUAAUAUGUUAAAUGCUAAACCCUAACAAAAUCCUAAAGAAGAUAAUAAAAGCACAUAUAUGGCUCAUGGGUCUCUCUAUAUAAUAAAAUCACAUGUAUACGAUGGCACUCUAAAGAUAAACUAAGAAAAUAUAAUUUUUUUUUUAAAUGUUCCUAUAAAACUAUAUUAUAUAAUAAAAGCAUUAGAGCUAGAUAUGUUCCGAAGGAAAGAAGAUAUGUUUCGAAGGGAAGUGAUGGGGACUCUGGUAUCAGAAGAAAAAUAACACACAACUUGACGGAACUCUAGAUAAUAAAAGCACAUGUAUACGAUGACACAUAUCUAGCUUUGACAUUGUCUUUCUUUCGGAUUGGGAAAACAUUGAUUUUCCGUCAAGUUGUAGUAUUCCAAAAUGGUUCAAUCACCAAUUUGAUGGUGAUUCAAUAGUAAGGAUAAUAGAUUUUGACGAGUUUGACAAGAAGUUUGGCUUUGCCUUCUUUGUGGCAUUUGAGGUUAACAAUUGUUGUGCGAUUUCUAGUUUGUCACACAUCCUUUUUAUCUUUCUUUUGAAAGUGAACACACAGAGGAGCGCUUCGAUAUGCCGCUCAGUUUGGAACUGCACAAAAUUGAUGGCUCCAAACAUCUUUGGCUAAUCUAUAUCUCUCAAGAGCACUGCCAUUUCUUAAAAACUGGAGCGCAUAUCACAUUUAAAGCCUGCCCAGGUUUGUCAAUAAAGAAAUGGGGAUUACGCUUGGUAUUCAAGGAUCUAAGGAAAUCAUAUCCUGUCCCUAGCGACUGGGAACACUUACCGGAGACAGAUGCGCCCCAACUUUUCUUAGAUUAUGUACAAAAAACCAGCAUAAAGUCUGGAACUAAAAUCCAACUUUCUUACAAUUGGUUGGUUACUGAAGAGGAAGAAGUUGAAAAUUCUGGAGUCAAGUCAAAAGAAUUUGAUCUUUCUAAGCUGGGCCUUUAGGUAUGCCAACCACAGUUAAAAUGCACAAUAUGUUUUGUGAGCCUUGAGGUAAUUAUCUCACCUAAGCAGUAACAUAUUGUUAAGUAAUAAUUCAUUAAUCAUUACCAUUGCUAAUUAAUAAUUCAUUUUAUAACUAAUAAUAUUUAUUAUUAGUAUAUCACAUCCAUCUCUUGCAUUACAACUUGCUAGUUUAUCCAAUAAUUUCUCAUUAUUUAAUAUGUUGUGACCUUCUCAAUAAUUUGAUUAUUGUCCAGUGAAUAUGCCUGAUUAUUUGAGGUUAAGGUUUUGUCAUGAACCUGAUCAGAUUAAUGAAGACAUGAUAGGUACUGUUAUUCUAUGUUUGUGGAGGAUGAAUGUUUGUUAUCAGUUGCAACUCGGAAAUUUCUUCAACUCUGCAAGUCUCAUGUUGGACAAAUUCCGAAUGUGAUGGUAUAAGUUUCUGACAGACCUCUUACACAAAAUUUGUAUAAAAGAAAAGGGAAUUGAAACUGCUAAUUAGAUAGUUUAGCGGGCAAUUAUGUAUUUCCUUAGCAGUUAAGUGUUUCUGUUUGUAUGUAAUUUGCUUCAGUUUCUUUUAGUUGUAAUUGUGAUUGUAACUCUGUUUUGAAAAUUCUUCUCCGGAGUAAUGUUGAUUGGUGAAUGUAAGUUCAGAAAACCAACCUACAAAUCCCUUGUUUUGGUCAGUUAUAUCAGUUUCUUUCACAGAAAUGAGAACAUUUUGAUUAAUUUAUUAGAAGUGUAGACAAUUAUUAUUUUACGAGGCAGAUUUGUAGAGUUGAUUUCCACUUUCAUCACGACGCGAAUCGUGUAAUUGUGGCAUAACUUGUCUUCAUUGCUGAUUCUAACACCUUUGCUGUUGGGUUUUAUAGAGAUGUUUUAGUUCAAACUUUAGUUAUAAUACUUACAGAAUUUAAGAUUUGUCUUUAAAAUAUUGAUACCAAGACCAUAUGGAAUUAUGUUUUUACUGUCUUAUAAUUGAGACAGCUUUGAUUCAUU
Molecule: messenger RNA, 3973 nt
Organism: Vicia villosa (hairy vetch)
Lineage: Eukaryota; Viridiplantae; Streptophyta; Magnoliopsida; Fabales; Fabaceae
Product: disease resistance protein Roq1-like
Exons: 3
Coding region: 285-1349 (354 amino acids)
Biological process (GO): defense response; signal transduction
Molecular function (GO): ADP binding
Source: RefSeq, a predicted model, not a curated record